Messenger RNA from Cercocebus atys (sooty mangabey), 2229 nucleotides. It is a transcript of the gene MAPK15, whose product is annotated as mitogen-activated protein kinase 15. Gene Ontology annotation, cellular component: cytoplasm; nucleus. The coding region runs from base 103 to 1761 and encodes 552 amino acids. The transcript has 12 exons. Lineage: Eukaryota; Metazoa; Chordata; Mammalia; Primates; Cercopithecidae. Gene Ontology annotation, biological process: protein phosphorylation; intracellular signal transduction. The record is from RefSeq and is a predicted model, not a curated record. Gene Ontology annotation, molecular function: MAP kinase activity; ATP binding.
ACGCUCUGGGGAGGCUGGGGCCCGCGCCUGGGUCACUGAGAGGGAGGGCGGACCCCAGGCUCAAGAGCACAAGGGCAAGGCCCGAGAAGGGCCUGACUGGGUAUGGGGUGGGCGCAGAACGAAGGCCAGAGCCUUCUGUAUCCGUGUGCGUGUGUGAGCAUGUGGGCCUGUGUGUGUGUGCGUGGGCGGGUGGGGGGUGUUCCAGGCUGCCAUAGGGAGGGGAGGGAGAGCCUUCCAGGCAGUGCAGAGAGCAAGUGCGUAGCCCCAGUGCAGGGUUGUGUGUGCCACUGGAUAGGAGACGGAGAGAGACAGGCCUACGGCAUUGUGUGGAAGGCAGUGGACCGAAGGACUGGUGAGGUCGUGGCCAUCAAGAAAAUCUUUGAUGCUUUUAGGGAUAAGACAGAUGCCCAGAGAACAUUCCGGGAAAUCAUGCUUCUCCAGGUGAGUGGCCUGGGCCCUCCAGCCCAGUCCCCUUCCCCAGGUAAAGAUCUCUCCAGACAGCAGAGAAACCCGGCUUCUUGGCCCCCAGAACACAGCUCCUCCUGGCCUUCCAGCCACCUCCAACUCUCUCCCCAGGAGUUUGGGGAUCAUCCCAAUAUCAUCAGCCUCCUUGAUGUGAUCCAGGCAGAGAACGAUAGGGACAUUUACCUGGUGUUUGAGUUUAUGGACACUGACCUCAACGCAGUCAUCCGGAAGGGCGGGCUGCUGCAGGACGUCCACGUGCGCUCCAUCUUCUACCAGCUUCUGCAGGCCACCCGGUUCCUCCACUCGGGGCAUGUUGUGCACCGGGACCAGAAGCCGUCCAAUGUGCUCCUGGAUGCCAACUGCACAGUGAAGCUGUGUGACUUUGGUCUGGCCCGCUCCCUGGGCGACCUCCCUGAGGGGCCUGAAGACCAGGCCUUGACAGAGUACGUGGCCACACGCUGGUACCGAGCUCCGGAGGUGCUGCUGUCUUCACACCGGUACACCCUUGGGGUGGACAUGUGGAGUCUGGGCUGUAUCCUGGGGGAGAUGCUGCGGGGGAGGCCCCUGUUUCCGGGCACGUCCACCCUCCACCAGCUGGAGCUCAUCCUGGAGACCAUCCCACCACCAUCCAAGGAGGACCUCCUGGCUCUUGGCUCAGGCUGCCGUGCCUCUGUGCUGCACUGCCUGGGGUCCCGGCCACGACAGACGCUGGACGCCCUCCUACCGCCAGACACUUCCCCAGAGGCCUUGGACCUCCUCAGGCGACUCCUGGUGUUCACCCCAGACAAGCGGUUAAGCGCCACCCAGGCACUGCAGCACCCCUACGUGCAGAGGUUCCACUGCCCCAGUGAUGAGUGGGCACGAAAGGAACAUGUGCAGCUCCGGGCACGCGAAGGGGUCCAGCUCUCUGCGCCUGAGUACCGCAGCCGCGUCUAUCAGAUGAUCCUGGAGUGCAAAGGCAGCAACGGCACCUCAAGAGAGAAGGGCCUGGAGGGUGUCUCCCCGUCCCAGGCACACCUGCACAAACCCAGAGCUGACCCGAAGCUGCCUUCUGGGACACCUGUGCAGGGCCCCAGACCCAGGCCUCAGAGUAGCCCGAGCCAUGACCCCCCCGAGCACGAGUUCCCCCGUGCAGCCAAGAGCACUCCCAGGCAGAACUCCGCUCCCACGCUCCAACCUGCACUCCCAGGGAGUGGGGAAAGGCCCCCCGGGGCGAAGGAAGAGCCCCCCUUGACAUUCUUGCUGUUCAAAUCUCUCGAGGACCUCAAGGCCUCCCCUCCACUGCACCCCCUCUGACACCCUCUUCAUGUGACCCUCAACUAUACACAGGUCCCUCCCCGGUGUCCUCCGGAGGCCCGGCCCGGCCGGAGGAUGUUCAGCACCUCUGCCUUGCAGGGUGCCCAGGGGGCCGCCAGGGCUCUGCUUGGAGGCUACUCCCAAGCCUAUGGGACUGUCUGCCACUCGGCACUGGGCCACCUGCCCCUGCUGGAGAGGCACCGUGUAUGAGCUGCCCUACUCCCUUCACCUGGCCCCCUGUUCCUGCCCCGGCCCCUUCCCCAGACCCCUCCCCGAUAUCCUGCACCCCUUAGCCCUCCCUGCUUUGCCAGGCCACGUUGAAGUUCCAGGGAGCUCGCCUGGGUCUCCUCGGGGGAGCAGAUGAGGGCCCUGCCCCAGCCCCAGUGACUUCCUCCAAUAAAGUCAUGUCUGCCCCCAAUCUGAGCAGCCAUCGUUCCUCCCCUCCCCUCUGAGGUCACAGCAUCCACU